UUCAAGGGAAAAAGUUCUGCCUGAUUUAGCAGUCGGUGUGCCUCCUCCCUCGGCACGCCGGAAAGGUGGCCUUGCUACGCUUCUACUCAGAUCCCCGAAGAGACUCUUGCGGAAAGCUGCAUAAACCGACCGCACCCCCGGGUAUAAAUACUGCGGCGGCAUUUCUCAGCACUUGCCACAUUGGAUAGCACGCAGAACCAGACAUGAAGCUCACCGUCAUUACCUUGGCCCUUGCAACCAUUGCGCAAGCCCAUGUCCUGGUUCCUACAGGAACCCACUUCCUGGCCGUGGGCAAGAGACCGCUUUUCGUCGUUCCGCCCUAUCACAGCGGAGUAUCCCACGUCAACCCAUUCACUGUCAUUUUCCUUUCACCUGAAACGGUUGACAGGCCCAAGGACGUCGCUGAGAAGCCCGACGCAAAAGUCCCUGCUGGCGAAGAGCCUGCAGUCGCCGCCAAGCCGGCGUUUCCUGCCCAAGAGGAUGCAGAAGAUGGGGCGCCCUCAACCGAAGGGGACAACAACGGAGACAGGGACGAGGUGCUGGACGUCGACGGACCGCUUGAGCAGCCGAAAUUAAAUGAGGACGACGGCGACGAUGGUCUCGGUUUCAAGAAGCCAGGAGGAGAGGAAGUCCCUGGGGUCUUUGCUAAGCCCGCAUUUAAUGAUCCAACUGAAGUGGGAGACGGUGAAGCAACGGAAGACAACAAUGCAGCGACUGAUGAUGAAAAGAAGCCCACUGAAGAUGCUGGGGAUAGUGCAGUUUCAAAAGACCCAUACGUUCCUUACGUCAGGCUACCAUCUGGUCUGUUCAGUCCUGUUUUGGAGGACGGUGCCACCGCAAAAGGAAAGGGUGGGAAAGUAGACGAGAACGCGUAUUAUGUUGGAUACGUCGUCCCUCCCGUUCUGCAGGGUGCUUAUCCUUAUUUUGCUCCGCACGUAGUCUACAGACCAGCCCCGCAUGCAUACGUAAAUCUUGGAUAGAGAUUAUAGGGUGGGUGAUAUGAAAGGAACUCAGAGAGACAGCUUCCGCGACACUAUAAACGACUUUGUAUCCGUAUUAUAUUAAAUGUUUUAUUGAGAGUUUAGA
This is a messenger RNA of Ornithodoros turicata, 1086 nucleotides long. RefSeq lists its product as uncharacterized. Bases 204 to 980 code for a protein of 258 amino acids. The transcript is spliced from 2 exons. NCBI's taxonomy places the organism in Eukaryota, Metazoa, Arthropoda, Arachnida, Ixodida, Argasidae. The record is from RefSeq and is a predicted model, not a curated record.